UAUAGUCUAAUAGUCUAUGAUGCCAAACAAUUUUGCCUUGUCACUUAAGUAUUUAAAGAAAAAGUUUUUUCAAUUAAAUUCGAAAAACAAAAAAUGAGAAAACAACAUCAUUUUUAAGUUUGAAAUACCCCCACACCUCCGCCAAAUUCACACUCCAAAGUCCAAACACCAAAAGAGCAAAACACAGAAAAUCAAAAUGAGCAGCAACGAUGCAACAGAUUUGAUUUUGGCACCAAAAGCAGCGGUGGUUGUAUUUUUAUUAAAGGAAAAGAAGGUGCUUUUGGGACGCCGUCGCGCCGCUGUUGGCGACUCCACCUUUGCUCUUCCCGGCGGAAAUCUAGAGUUUGGGGAGAACUUCGAGGAAUGUGCAGCAAGAGAGGUGAAAGAGGAAACCGGGUUAGAUAUUGCAAAUAUAGAGCUGCUAACUGUGACUAACAACCUUUUUGUGGAAGGGCCAAAGCCUUCACAUUAUGUGACCAUCUUCAUGAGAUCAGCGCUAGCAAAUCCUGAUCAAGUGCCACAAAAUAUAGAACCUGAAAAGUGUGAUGGGUGGGAUUGGUAUGAUUGGGACAAUCUUCCUCAACCACUCUUUUGGCCCCUUGAGAAAAUGGUCAACGAUGGCUUCAAUCCUUUCUCUUCCUAGAGUAGGUGAUCUUAUAUGUAGUAUGUACUUCAAAUGAGCCAUCAAUUUGGAUUAAUGGGUGAUGUUUGUGUUUGAUCUUGUAUCGAUUUCACGUUGUGUUAAAAAUCUAUUAUAACUUAUUUGGGAAUGAUAUAUGAUCAUUCUAUUCAUCUUA
Molecule: messenger RNA, 797 nt
Organism: Beta vulgaris subsp. vulgaris (sugar beet)
Lineage: Eukaryota; Viridiplantae; Streptophyta; Magnoliopsida; Caryophyllales; Amaranthaceae
Product: nudix hydrolase 1
Exons: 2
Coding region: 197-643 (148 amino acids)
Biological process (GO): dGTP catabolic process
Cellular component (GO): cytosol
Molecular function (GO): 8-oxo-7,8-dihydrodeoxyguanosine triphosphate pyrophosphatase activity
Source: RefSeq, a predicted model, not a curated record